Molecule: messenger RNA, 967 nt
Organism: Stegostoma tigrinum
Lineage: Eukaryota; Metazoa; Chordata; Chondrichthyes; Orectolobiformes; Stegostomatidae
Product: pro-adrenomedullin-like
Exons: 4
Coding region: 134-652 (172 amino acids)
Biological process (GO): positive regulation of heart rate; regulation of systemic arterial blood pressure; adenylate cyclase-activating G protein-coupled receptor signaling pathway
Cellular component (GO): extracellular region
Molecular function (GO): hormone activity
Source: RefSeq, a predicted model, not a curated record
CUCUCAGGAGCUGGACAAAUACAGGGAUUGGUGAUUCUGACAGUUACCAGUGAGGGAAUAAUAUAUCAUACAGCCUGAUUACUCAGACAGUCUGAAGUCCCAGUAACACCAGAUCAAAACAGAUCGGGAGAUCAUGACAGUGGUGUUUGUGCUCGUCGCAAUGUUAUAUUUCCACAUGGGCGUCCUUGUUGAAACACAGGCGCUGGCCAGAACCAAAAGAAACCCAGGUCCCUCACCUGCUUUCCAGUUAUUUCUUCAAAAUCUGCAAAAUUCCAACGUGAAGCUUUUGGAGCCACAGGUAAAGAGUGUCCCACAGUCCCAAAUCACCUCUGCAUCUGACUCUGCUACAGGUUUCCUGGAUUCUAAAUUGGAGAACAGGGAGGGAAGCAUCAAUGACAGUACAGUGCCAAAAGGUAGAGUUAAACGUGGCCCCGACAACAAAUACAAGCCCUCGCGCUGCUUCCUGGGCAUCUGCAACACUCUCAACCUGGCCUAUAGACUCUACCAGCUGGGACCUAAAGGGAAGGAGCCAAGUCCCCCAAAAAGUACAGAUGACCCCAAUGGCUACGGAAAACGUCGGCGGAGGAGCCUAAUCUCACUUUUUGCCAGGUGCAGGAAGCUCCAAAUGCACAGAUUGGUGGAAAAGAAGUAAGGGGAGAAAUCCUGAUUGAUCUCCUUCACCUCCAGCUCUCACCCAACUUGCACCACACAACCUAGACAGGCACAGUCCACAUCUACUGCCUCUUAAAGGAGUGGAGGAUGUGUGGGGGAAGGAACCAGGCAUAAAGUAAAAAUCAAUAAUAUCUGCUGGGGAAGGAAUCUGUGAUCUUCACCUGGUGUAGCUUUUAGUGACUCAAGCCUAGAGCAAUGUAAUUGGCUUUUAAUUGUCCUCUAGAAUUUAGGGAUGGGGUGGGGAAAGAGACAAAAAUAGAAGUUGCUGAAAAAACUCAGUAGGUCUGGCUGCACC